AUGGUGGAAAUAGAAAGAGGAUCACUGCCUGUUCUUGAGCAACCAGAGAUUGGGCCAUGUCCACAAAUGAAGGAGGUACCAUCUGGAAUCCAGCACCUGAAAAGCUUAAAGAUUGUCGACUUUUAUGAAAUGCAGAGAGAAUUUGUGCUACAUUUCCAGCCAAAUAGAGGCAAAGAUUAUUGGAAAGUCAAGAAGGUGAAAAUCAGAGAGGGAACCAUGACCGAAACUGUUGUGAUCCUUGUCAUUGACAAGCUGGUUCAGCUAAUCGUUCAUGAAUCAAAACUGCUAAAGGGAGUCCAUCAAGAAGUUGUGGACAUUAGAGAUGAAUUGGAGAGCAUCCAAUGUUUCCUCAAAGAUGCAAAUAAAGGAAACCUGCAAGACGGCGUCAAGAUGUGGGUGAAACAAGUGAGAGAAGCAGCCUACCAUAUAGAAGACGUAAUAGAUGAAUAUGUUCUUCAAGUGGCACAACAUCGUCAUCAGCAAAGUCUUAUUGGUUUUCUCCACAAAAUUGGCCACAUACUCACAAAACUAAAACCACGUCAUGACAUAGCUACCAAGAUUCACGAUAUCAAAAUAUCAGUCCGUGAAAUCAAAGAAAGAAGCGAAAGAUAUGGUUUUCGUUUCAUAGAGCAAGGAUCAUGUAGCAGUGAAUCCAAUGUUACAUGGCAUGACCCUAGAGUGGGUUCACUUUUCAUUGAGGAAGAUGAAGUUGUGGGGAUUGAGGCUACGAGGGAUGAACUUGUAAGCUGGUUGGUGGGGGAAGCAUCUAAACGCUCUGUGAUGUCAGUGGUAGGCAUGGGCGGAAUUGGUAAAACAACUCUUGCUAAGAAAGUAUAUGAGAAUGAAUUUGUGAAAGGACAUUUUAACUGUCAUGUUUGGAUCACAGUGUCUCAGUCAUACAACAUCCAGAAGAUACUCAUGUCCAUGAUAAAGCAAGUCUACCAUGAAAAUGAAAUGACUCCAUGGAAAAUAGACAUGAUAGACGAGAUCACACUAAUUAGCCAGCUGAGGAAAUAUUUACAGCAAAAGAGGUAUGUUGUGAUUUUUGAUGAUGUUUGGAAGACAGAGUUUUGGGAAAUUGUAAAGCAUGCUUUACCAUGCAAUGAUAGAGGAAGCAGGAUUAUUAUCACAACACGCAGUGAUCUCAUUGGUGUAUCUUGUAAAGAAUCUUUAUUCGAUCAAAUCCACAAGCUACAACCUCUAUCUCAAGACAAGGCUUGGGAAUUGUUUUGUAGAAAGGCAUUCCAGUCCGAGCUUCAAAGGUGUUGUCCCAAAGAGUUGGUGAAACUGUCGAUGGACAUUUUCAAAAAAUGUGAAGGCUUGCCACUUGCAAUUGUUGCCAUAGGUGGUCUUUUGUCAACAAAGGAAAAGGUGCCAUUAGAAUGGAAAAAGUUGCAUGAUAGCCUUAGUUCUGAGCUAGAAUGUAAUCCACACCUUACAAGUGUAACAAAAAUUCUCUCUCUUAGUUAUCAUGAUCUUCCGUGCUACCUAAAGUCUUGCUACUUGUACUUCGGCAUUUUUCCAGAGGACUACUCAAUCACAGGUGCAAGAUUACGUCAACUAUGGGCAGCUGAGGGCUUUAUAAAAGGAAAGAAGGGAAAAUCAUUGGAAGAUGUGGCAGAAGAAUACUUGAAGGAGCUCAUCCACAGAAACUUGGUUCAAGUUUCAUUUGGGGAGCUUGAUAAUGAGAUGCAUAGAAAGUAUAUAAUCCAUGAUCUGCUGCGUGAAACCAUCCUAUCGAAGGCUGGAGAGUUGAAUUUAUCUCAAGUUCUGGAAGCAGGUGAUACCACUUCCCAUGGUAUAAGUCGGUGCCUAUCCAUCCACGAUGCCAGAGAAGAUGUUUUUGAGAGAAGUGAGUACUCUCGGGUUCGUUCUGUUUUUCUCUUCAACAUUAAUGAAAUGCCCAAUUCUUUCAUAGUUAAAUUGUUCAAAAAGUUCAAGCUUUUGAAAGUGUUAGAUUUUGAAGAUGCUCCUAUUGAUUAUCUUCCUCAAGAAGUGGGUAGUUUAUUCCAUUUGAAGUACUUAAGUUUGAGGAGAACAAAAGUGAAGAUACUUCCAAAGUCAGUGGGUAUGCUAUAUAAUCUGCUGACACUAAAUGUCAUGGAAACCGCGGUGCGUGAGCUACCAAUUGAAAUAUUUAGGCUUUAUAAGCUGAGACAGAUUUUAGCUCAUUCUCAUGACUUAGAAAUUGAAAGAAGCUUUUAUUCAGUUCGAGGAGUAAAAGUACCUGAAAGGCUUCGAUGUUUAAAGGACUUGGAGGCCCUAUUAAUUAUUGAGGUAAAUCAUCAUGGGGUUGUUUUAUUUGAAGAGCUCAAUAAGUUGAGUCAGUUGAGGACGUUAGGUAUUUCAAAUAUGACUGCAGAAUUUGGGAGGGCUCUUUGUACCUCCAUUCAAAAUAUGGUACACCUUAGAUAUUUGCUUGUUUUCUCAAUUAACGAAGAUGAGAUUAUAGACUUACAAUCAAUUUCAUCCCCACCUCCAUUUCUAGAGCAUAUCUCUCUAUGGGGUCGAUUGAAGAAGUUGCCCAAUUGGAUUCCAGAACUUCAAAAUCUACUCACACUAGUCUUAUAUUUCUCAUCAUUAGAGGAAGAUCCACUACCCUGUGUCCAAGCUUUGCCUAAUCUAAUUAACCUUACCCUCAGUCAUGUGUAUGAUGGGGAGCAGCUGCAUUUUGAUGAAGGCGGUUUUCGAAAAUUGAAGAAGCUCACACUUAGAGAGUUGAAAACAUUAAAGAUGGUGGAAAUAGACAGAGGAUCACUGCCCAAUCUUGAGCAACUAGAGAUUGGACCAUGCCCUCAGAUGAAAGAGUUACCCAUUGGAAUCCAACACUUGAAAAGUCUAAAGAUUCUUGACUUCUAUGAAAUGCAUGAAGAAUUUGUGCUGCGUAUGCAGCCAGAUGGAGGCGAAGAUUAUUGGAAAGUUAAGAAGGAUACACGCAAGUACGCAACCAAGAAGGAUACUUUCAUUGAGUUAAAGGAUAGAAUUUUGGCUAAGGUUUCUAGUUGGAAAGCCAGACUUUUAUCCCAGGAAGCCAAGACUACUCUUGUGAAUUCUGUGGCUAAUGUUAUUCCUUCUUAUAUUACGCCUCUUUUUCUCUUGCCCAAGUCCCUUUGCUCCACACUGGAUAUUUGCACAACACUCCCUCCCCGGUCAGGUUCUUUUAAAGGAAAUUUUGAUGUUGCAGUUAAAGGCAAUUGGGCAGUAGUAGCAGCUAUGAUCAUGGAUUGCUCAGGAAAUAUUGUUCUUGCUGCUACUCAAAAACUCCAUUCUUCGGAUGUCCUCUUGGGUGGAGCUGCAGUUGCUCUUCUUGCCACUCAUUUGGCUUCUACUUCAGGUUUCAGGUGUUUUGAUUUAGAAAGGGAUGUGCUUCUUGUGAUUCUUGCUGUGAAUCAGCCUCAUCUAUUUUCUUCUUGGUAG
This is a messenger RNA of Corylus avellana, 3417 nucleotides long. The record is from RefSeq and is a predicted model, not a curated record. NCBI's taxonomy places the organism in Eukaryota, Viridiplantae, Streptophyta, Magnoliopsida, Fagales, Betulaceae.